This is a messenger RNA of Eruca vesicaria subsp. sativa (arugula), 345 nucleotides long. The record is from the annotation of a GenBank genome assembly. NCBI's taxonomy places the organism in Eukaryota, Viridiplantae, Streptophyta, Magnoliopsida, Brassicales, Brassicaceae.
AUGGAUAAAGAGUCAAAAGUCAAAGCUAUUGAGCAUUUGGAAAAGCAUAUGGCUCCUGGAGCUGUGCUGAUGCUAAGGAGUGCUCAUGGACUUAGAGCUUUCUUGUAUCCAAUCGUUGACCCUUGUGAUCUUAAGGGGUUUGAAGUGUUGACCAUUUAUCACCCCUCAGAUGAGGUGGUUAACUCGGUGGUGGUCGCACGUAAGCUCCGUGGCUCGAGUGAAGCUCGUAACAGCCAGAUCGGACGGUGUGUGGUUAUGCAUUGUAAUUGCUCGAAGAUCCAUGCCAUUAUGAACUGUCGUGGUAUGAUGAAGAAUAUGGUCGAAGAGUUUACUGCUAUUGAGUAA